GGCAAACUUUGAAAUCUAUUCCCAGCAAGCUCCAUGCUUUUCUUCAACAAAAUUAAUUAAAACUUCAACCACCAUCCAUCAAUCAACCAUCUUUCUAUGGAUUUUGGAAUUCAAACUCAGGGGGGCUCUGCAACAAAAACUUCAUUUCGUUGAAUUUCAAAGCCCAAAUGACUCCUUCAUGGCAUUAGACCCAUAUCCGAGCCUUGAUUCUGCUAGGCUUCUGAUUGGCCCAAAAUCUAGGGUUCAUCCAUAUCUAAUCUAGUCCAUUGAACUCCAAAUCUGAAACCCAUUUUUAUUUUUUUUCUGAUUUCUCUCAUGUUCAAUUAAUAUCUGUGAUUUGUUCCAUCUUUGUCCACAUAAACUUCCCAGUUCAUUCAUUAUUAGCUAGAAAUCAGGCAAGAGCUUCUUCUUCUACUCUACUUAACCCAAAAAUUAAUGCUUACGUACAGAAAUACAGUAUACACAAAGACCGUACGGCCUUUUCAGAAGCCCACUACGCGUCACUCCCUGUCCUCACUCUAAUUGACUAGUCAUUUCCUCUCCUUUCCCUCUCUCUCUCUCUCUGCGCCCACAGCAAUGGUGUCACUAUUGUCUUUCUUCUUCGUCUUCUUCACCUUCGCCAACCUCUGCAACUCCCAACAACCCACCACCACCAAAGAUUACCUCCAGCUCCCACUUCUCCACAAGCAGCCCUUCUCUUCGCCCUCACAAGCCCUCUCCCACGACACCCACCGCCUCUCCCUCCUCCACGCUCGCCGCCACGACAUCAAAUCCCCCGUCGUUUCCGGCGCCUCCACCGGCUCCGGCCAGUACUUCGUCGAUCUCCGCCUCGGCACCCCACCCCAGAGCCUCCUUCUCGUUGCAGAUACGGGCAGUGAUCUGGUAUGGCUCACCUGCUCCGCCUGUUCCAACUGCUCCAAUCGCGACCCCGGUUCGGCUUUCCUCGCCCGCCACUCCUCCACAUUCUCCCCGUACCACUGCUACGACUCCGCCUGCACACUCGUCCCCCAACCCGACCCGAGUCCCUGUAACCGCACCCGCCUCCACAGCCCUUGUCGUUACGAGUACACCUACUCCGACGGAUCCCUAACGGCCGGGUUCUUCUCCAGAGAAACGACGACGUUGAAAACCAGCUCCGGGAGAGAAACCCAGCUUCCAAACUUAUCGUUCGGGUGCGGGUUUCGGGUCUCGGGUCCGAGUGUCACCGGUCCGAGCUUCAAUGGGGCACACGGAGUUAUGGGCCUGGGACGUGGGCCCAUCUCGUUCGCGUCUCAACUGGGCCGCCGGUUCGGGAACAAGUUCUCGUACUGUCUCAUGGACUACACCCUAUCCCCGCCUCCGACUAGCUACCUGAGAAUCGGCGGAGGCUUCCCGCACGACGUCGUUUCGAAAAUUCGCUUCACCCCCUUGCUAUUGAACCCUCUCUCCCCCACAUUUUACUACAUUGGGAUCAAGAGUGCAUCCGUCAACGGCGUUAAAUUACCUAUUCACCCCUCCGUCUGGUCCCUCGACAAGGCCGGUAAUGGCGGCACCGUCAUCGACUCGGGAACCACGCUAACCUUUUUACCCGAGCCGGCUUACCGCCUCAUCCUGGCGGCGUUUAAGCGGAGCUUGAGACUCCUUGCGAAGCCAGCCAAGCCGACUACGGGCUUCGAUCUUUGCAUCAACGUGUCGGGGGUGGCGAGGCCGAGUCUACCCAGGCUGAGUUUCAGACUCGUCGGGAACGCGUUGUUCGCUCCGCCGCCGAGUAGCUACUUCAUAGACACGGCGGAGCAGGGAAAGUGCUUGGCGAUCCAGCCCGUGGAUUCCGGGUCGGGUUUUGGGGUGAUAGGGAAUCUGAUGCAACAAGGUUUCCUGUUCGAGUUUGACAGGGACAAGUCGCGGCUCGGUUUUUCACGUCAUGGCUGUGCGCGACCGUGACAACGAAACGAGUCCGAGGCAUGACUCGGGGCUGAGUCCAAACUCAUUUUGUUUUCCUCUUCUUUUUAUUUUUUUCCACUUUGAUUUUAAUAAUUAAUUGUUUCUAAGUAUAGAGUGAAAUUAUUUUUGGACAUUGUGAUGUGUUGUGUGUGGGGAGGGGAUUUGGUUGUUUUUGUUUUUCCUUUUUUAAUUGGUUUUCCCCAA
Prunus avium (sweet cherry) is the source of this 2124-nucleotide messenger RNA. Its product is annotated as Eukaryotic aspartyl protease family protein. NCBI's taxonomy places the organism in Eukaryota, Viridiplantae, Streptophyta, Magnoliopsida, Rosales, Rosaceae. Gene Ontology annotation, biological process: proteolysis. The record is from RefSeq and is a predicted model, not a curated record. Gene Ontology annotation, molecular function: aspartic-type endopeptidase activity.